AUGGAAAGUGUGGCUACCUCGGUCUCACUCAAUCAACCCUGGGUAGCAGCAGGCGAUUUUAAUGUCAUAGCUUCAGCAGAGGAGCGUGAAGGGGGGGCUCCAGCUAAUGCUCGGAACAUAGAUGAAUUUAAUGCUUCCAUGUUCAACUGCGGGCUAUCUACAAUUGAUUUUGAUGGAUCUCGAUUCACAUGGACUAAUGGGUCAGUCUGGCAGCGCUUGGAUCGGGCAUUGGGGAAUAGGCGGUGGUCCGAGGCCUACCCGCUUUCUAGGGUUUCACAUAUGGCCAGAGGGAUAUCGGACCACAGCCCUUUGUUGAUUCGAUGUGCAGGCUAUAGGGUUAGAUCGUCUUGCUUUCGGUUUCUUAAUGUUUGGUGUCGGCACCCCCAGUUCCGGGAGAUAGUGUCGGACGUAUGGAGUAAAGAGGUCUAUGGCAUGGGGAUGGUAAGAUUUUACAACAAGCUCAAAACGGUGCGAGAUAAAUUGAAGCAAUGGAACCGUGUGGUGUUUGGCAAUGUCUCUUCUAAGGUGGCAGAGGCGGAGAAGGAUUUAAAACAGAGGGAGGCGGAGUAUGAUUUGCUUAGAAGUGAGGAGUCGAAGAUUCAUCUCCAUGAGGCCAGAGCGAGAUACAAUCGGACGCUUUCUAUGGAGUGUGAAUUUUGGCAUCAGAAGGCAGGUAUUAAAUGGUUACAGGCGGGGGAUGCUAAUACUGCAUUUUUUCACUCUUGGGUACAGGCCCUCACUGAGCUUCCUUUUGAGGUUCCUAGAGUCACCCAGGAGGAUAACGAGCUCAUGAAACGGCUUCCUAUGAUGGAGGAAAUCCACGAGGACUUCUUCCAGGGUAUGGAGCAACCCAAGAGCUGGUCACACUCUAUGGUGGUGCUCAUCCCAAAAGUGGAGGGUGCAUCCCACUGGCGGGAUUUUUGGCCUAUUAGUCUUUGUAAUGUAAGUUCUAAGAUAGUGUCUAAGAUAUUGGCGAUCAGGAUCAGUAAGCUCCUUCCGAAGCUCAUUUCACCAUGGCAAACCGGGUUUGUUCCAGGACGAGAUAUAGUGGAUAAUGUUCUAUUGGCGCAGGAGCUAGUUUUAGACUUGGAUAGGAGGUUGGUUGACCCAAAUUUGAUCUUGAAACUGGACAUGGAGAAGGCGUACGAUCGGGUCGAUUGGUCUUUUUUAAUUUUUUUGCUUAGGCAGUAUGGUUUUGAAGAGGUAGUAGUGGAUUUGCUCUUUCGAACGUUCUCUAACACUUGGUUCUCGGUCCUAGUUAAUAAGGAACCAACGGGCUUUGUGAAGUCAUAUCAGGGGGUGCGACAGGGUGACCCCCUUUCUCUCGCGCUCUUCUUAUUCGUGGCAGAAUUUCUUGGGAGAGGACUACAAAGGAUUUUUUAUUCCAAGGACAGUAGAUACUUCAUGUCUGCUGGGUCGAAAGUGCCGUAUUUAGCCUUUGGGGAUGAUAUGAUCAUCUUCACUCGGUGCUCGCAGGAUGCGUUGGUGUCCAUUAAGGAUUUUUUGCAGCUCUACCAAAGUUGUUCUGGCCAGAAGGUGAAUAUUACUAAGAGUGCCUUUUACGCAUCGGCUAGGGUUACGGACGCUCAGCGGGCCCUGGUAAGCACGACCCUGGGGUACCAGUGCCAGGGGUUUCCGUUCAGGUAUCUAGGGGUGCCACUGAUUCGUGGUAGGGUUACAUGUGCAGUGUUUGAUGAGUUGCUGGGCAAGGUGCGCCAAAAGCUAUUCCAUUGGAGCUCAAAGAUGCUAUCUAUGGGGGGGAAAAUUGUCCUUUUACGAAGUGUCCUGUGUUCCCUUCCUGUCUACUUACUCCAGGUGCUCCAACCGCCGAAGGCUGUGCUACUGCAUUUAGGCCGAGUGUGCAAUGUUUUCUUGUGGGACACCUCUAUUGAAAGCAAACGGACCCACUGGGCGGCUUGGGAUAAGGUUUGCCGUCCGGUCGAGGAAGGGGGCCUGGGGUUUCGCUCAUUUGAGGACGUCGCAAAGGCUUUCUCAUGUAAGCUCUGGUGGAAGUUGAGGGAACAGGCAUCCAUUUGGGCAGAGUUCAUGCACAUCAAGUAUGUCAGAGGGGGGCAUCCUCUUCUAGUUUCAGUUGACCGCCCGUCCCCAGUUUGGCGCCGUUUGGUAGAGGUGAGAGAUCUCGCAGAGGGGAAUAUCCGGUGGUGUCUGGGGGAGGGCUUAAUUGACUUCUGGCAGGACAGGUGGUGUACUGAUGUUCCGCUCGCCAGUUUGGUGCCAGGGCCUAAGUCUCACAGGUUGGCAGGGGAAUUUUUUCUUUUUGAUGGUUGGGAUGAGCAGUGGCUCAGACGGCUUCUUCCGGGGCACUUAGUGUCGAAGGUCAUGGAGCUGCGUAUAUUUCCCAAUAUGCGAGACCAAAUGAUUUGGGCGGCGUCACCUUCGGGGAGUUUUACUGUGUCUUCAGCUUGGGACGUUCUUCGUUCAAAGCACAAUCGAUCUGUUAUUGAUUCAUUGGUCAGGAGCUCGGUGGUCCCUCUGAAGGUAUCCUUCUUUGCGUGGAGGUUGUUGCGUGGAUGGCUCCCCUUGGAUGAUCUCCUUCAGGGUAGAGGAUUGAGGUUAGCGUCAAAGUGUUACUGCUGUGGCCUAGCGCCAGAAACGGGAGACCAUCUUUUUGUCUCGGGACCUUUAGCAAGAAGUGUCUGGCGGCACUUCUCCCGCCUCUUUGGGCUGAUAGUCCAGGGAAGUGGGGUGGCGAUGAGGCUCGCAUGUUAG
Molecule: messenger RNA, 2730 nt
Organism: Coffea eugenioides
Lineage: Eukaryota; Viridiplantae; Streptophyta; Magnoliopsida; Gentianales; Rubiaceae
Exons: 3
Coding region: 1-2730 (909 amino acids)
Molecular function (GO): catalytic activity
Source: RefSeq, a predicted model, not a curated record